This is a messenger RNA of Dissoconium aciculare CBS 342.82, 1345 nucleotides long. Its product is annotated as MRG-domain-containing protein. Bases 138 to 1118 code for a protein of 326 amino acids. Gene Ontology annotation, biological process: chromatin organization; regulation of DNA-templated transcription. The record is from RefSeq and is a predicted model, not a curated record. The transcript is spliced from 4 exons. Lineage: Eukaryota; Fungi; Ascomycota; Dothideomycetes; Mycosphaerellales; Dissoconiaceae. Gene Ontology annotation, cellular component: NuA4 histone acetyltransferase complex; nucleus; Rpd3S complex.
CAGCAAACAUCAACGACGCAUAUAAUAACAAUUCUUUGAUUUACGGAGACACCGCAGGACUCGUAAAAGUACUCGACAAGUUUCGCACACUUACUUCAAGAAUCUCAAGCAAGACCAACGCUCGUCGGGUUGCCAUCAUGGCGCCCAGCCUGAAGCCCGUCUACGACAAGGACGAAAAAGUGCUGUGUUUCCACGGCGAGCUCCUCUACGAAGCGAAAGUCCUUGACAACAAGAUACGAGAUCCGGCAGAUGGUAAAGAUGGCUUCAUGUAUCGCGUGCACUACAAGGGCUGGAAGAACACAUGGGAUGACUGGGUCCCAGAGCAGCGCCUUCGCAAGUUCACUCCAGAGUACAAGGAGCUCGCGCUCAACCUCAAACGUGACAUGGAGAUGCAACGGCGAGGCAAAGUAGCGCCACAGCCUCCACCACCUUCACAUAAACGCCGCGGCGAGGUGGGGGAUUCCUCGGUGCGUGGCAGCGAGGAACGAAGUUCUGCUGCACCGCAAGCGCCGAGAGGGACGAAGCGGGGCCGCGAACUCGAAGGUAUUGAAAAGGAAGAGGACUUCAUCCGACGGCCUGCCGUGCGUCUCUUCAUUCCCGACGCGCUGAAGUCCAUUCUCGUCGACGACUGGGAGAAGGUCACCAAGGAGCAGAAGCUCGUCCCGAUCCCUGCGCAAACAUCCGUCAGCUACUUUCUCAACCAAUACUACGAAGCGGAGAGCGCCGUGCGACGUCCCGGCUCCGCCGAUGCCGACAUCCUCGAAGAGGUCAUCGCGGGCGUGAAGGAGUACUUCAACAAAUCACUUGGACGCAUUUUGCUCUAUCGCUUCGAACGGCCACAGUUCUAUAAUGUGCACAAGGACAUUGAGUCUGGUCAUGGUGAACAUGCGGGAAAGACGCUGGCGGACAUGUAUGGCUGCGAACAUCUGUUGCGCCUGUUUGUCUCAAUGCCCGAUCUGAUCGCUCAUACGAAUAUGGACUCUCAAUCUGUUAGCAGAUUGCGCGAGGAGUUGGCGAAGAUGACGCAAUGGCUCUCGAAGCGCAUCGACAAGUAUCUUUCUGCGGAUUACGAGCACGUCGGCCAGGAGUAUCAGGAUCUAGCAAAGAGUAACACUUGAUUGGAUUUCAUUUGUGAGUUUUGGGGAGUGUAUCGAUAUCUCAUUCCGGAUUUGCAAUCCUCGACUUUGUGUGUGAAGUACAUCGGUGUUUCGGCGCGCGUUCCCAUACGCAGCAUUCCAAAAUCAGGUAAAAAUCAAAACAUGUGCUUUUCCCACAGACAGUGGGCCGCAAAUUCUCGGCGAAGGUCUGGGAUAAGCUUCUCGUGGCUCAUGCCCUCUCACCUCUC